UUUAUUUAUUAUAUUUUACAUUUUGUAGAAAAAUUGGCAUUGCAAAGCAACUAACGCACUCUUCGAUGUUUAAGAAAUAUGUCUAAUGAUAAUUUAUUACUGGAUCUUAUUUUAAUGUGGCAAGCAUAUGGAUCUAAGCGCCAAAGUAUAAAUUGAUUUCAUAAAAAUCAUCAAUAAAAUAUGAGGAAAUUCAAAAUCUGAUAUAUAGAAUAUAUAAUGAGAAAUGGAUUUGAGUAACAUUGAAAAUUGGGAUACUUUCCUUCUGCGUUAUCCAGGUAUAAUACUUUCAGGCAGCCGCGCUAGAGGAACAGUAAAAAUCAAAAAUAAAUGGUAUCGCUUAAGACUUAAUUGUCCAUAUUUUCCGCACCUUAAAGACUUUUCUCUGGAGAUACAGCAGCCACAAAAAAAUACCUUAGCAAAAAUAUCAAAUAACGAUCUUCAAACUCAUUGGACGGUGUAUGAUGUUAUGGAGAACCUGCCUAUACUAUAUAAUGAUUGUGGUUUUGCCUUUUCCUCUAAAGAAGAGAAACCAGUAACAACAAAUAUCUACCAAGCAAUUGCUGAUCUUUAUGCGCCUGAAAGGUAUCUAUUAGAGUUAGAUGAUCUCUGCACUCGCCUUCGCUUUUCCAAGUUUGAAGAAAAUGAACAACAUUAUUUGCAAAUUGAAUUGCCAUCACUGAAAAUAAGUGACCAUAGUUUACCAAGCUGUUUUGCUUGGGAAGAGCAGCUACAAAAAUACGACAAUAUCUCGGCAAUAGUACAACAAUUUCAGAAGUAUAUUCAGGAUUUACAACCAUUUUACGAAAACUUCGCGGACAUUGAUGAGCUUUGCUAUGUUGUCCAGCCCAGACCACCGGUUUCUACCAAAUGCAAUUGGCGUAUAUUUGUGUUACGAGAACGUGUCUACCUCAAACUUGUCAUAGCGGAUCCAUUUGCGUCAAUGGCAUCUAUGUCGAUACAGAUCAUUGGACCGACACAAGCUGUUGAGGAGUUGAGGCGCACUCUAAGCGAAGGUUUAAGUACUUGGGAUGCUGAACUAGAUAUACAUAAAAACUUAUUACGUAUAUUUAACCUAUGUUACUUUCCUAUGCCGCCUGGUAGCGGUUGGUUAGGUGGAGAGGCCGAUAAUGCGUCAACGGAGCCACAAUUUUGUAAUAUAUGCUAUUCUUAUCAAUUAGAUGAAGGUCAAAUACCUAUUGUGUCUUGUGACAAUAUAAAAUGCACUAUGAUAUACCACGCUGCCUGUUUAAAGGAAUGGUUUAACACGUUGUCUGAUGGGAAAGACUUUUUAAGCGUCUCGUUUGGAGCAUGUCCGUUUUGCAAAACCGUAAGUUUUAAACGAAAUUUGAUAUAUUUAUUUGUUAAAUACCCGGACGCACGAUUUUUAAAAAUUAUAAUAAAUAUUUAAUUUUUAUAAGCUUGUUUUUCUUUAAUUAAAUUAACAGUGAUGUUUAGUAUUGAAAUUCUCUUUGCAAAGAAGGAGAGUAUUUCGACAUAUGAAAAACUUACCAUUUUC
Ceratitis capitata (Mediterranean fruit fly) is the source of this 1516-nucleotide messenger RNA. It is a transcript of the gene Fancl, whose product is annotated as E3 ubiquitin-protein ligase FANCL. The coding region runs from base 224 to 1408 and encodes 394 amino acids. The record is from RefSeq and is a predicted model, not a curated record. Gene Ontology annotation, biological process: interstrand cross-link repair; protein monoubiquitination. Gene Ontology annotation, molecular function: ubiquitin protein ligase activity. NCBI's taxonomy places the organism in Eukaryota, Metazoa, Arthropoda, Insecta, Diptera, Tephritidae. The transcript has 2 exons. Gene Ontology annotation, cellular component: nucleus; Fanconi anaemia nuclear complex.